This is a messenger RNA of Branchiostoma belcheri (Belcher's lancelet), 4490 nucleotides long. RefSeq lists its product as uncharacterized. Gene Ontology annotation, biological process: cell surface receptor protein tyrosine kinase signaling pathway; positive regulation of kinase activity; multicellular organism development. The record is from RefSeq and is a predicted model, not a curated record. Gene Ontology annotation, cellular component: signaling receptor complex. Gene Ontology annotation, molecular function: transmembrane receptor protein tyrosine kinase activity; ATP binding. The transcript is spliced from 14 exons. Lineage: Eukaryota; Metazoa; Chordata; Leptocardii; Amphioxiformes; Branchiostomatidae. The coding region runs from base 203 to 3763 and encodes 1186 amino acids.
UUUACCGGGAAGUUGAAGGGGAUUCCCGGCUGUCUGGGCUUCCCCUGAUCUUAAGGAAACUCAGAACUUAAGUUUCACCUGCAUACUGAUACUCGGUCCUCACCUGGCUCGCGAGGCGUAGAAACUUUCAGACUGCCGUCUAAAGAAAGUGCAACAACACCGCGACAUUUUCUGCGGAAGAACUUCGGAAGACAGAGAAGCUAUGGCAGAGGGCAGGGGAAGCCGGAACCGUAGCUCAAGUAGGCUGAGCCUUCUCACCGGGUCAUCUCUCAGCCUGACUGUUCCGUUCACUACAGAUGUAUUUGUGGCGUGUGCCGACAAGGACCAGGCGGUGGUGAAGUCUCGCGUGAUCCAGCCCCUCGAGAGUAGGGACACCACGUGUCGCUACCCACAGCGAGACUUCAUCCCCGGGCACAGCGAGCACAACAGCGUCGUGGAGGCCAUGAAAACCAGCCGGAAGACAAUAGUCGUGCUUUCCGAGAAUUUCAAGGACUACAGACUGUCCCGUGUGAUCCUUGCCCUGAGUAACCAGCUGAUCACACAAGGCCGCGUUAUUCCAGUAAAAAUUGAUGAGGAUACGGAGAUGGAUGGCCGCUUCAGAGAUGUUGUGACCUUGAACAUGACGGCAAUCGACGAGGCAACUUUCAUCGCUAAGCUGGAGGAGGCCGUGACUUUGCCUGAUCAAGAUUUGUCAUCGGCAUCAAGAUCGCCAGGAAGCCUUUUGGACGUCGCUGCAGUACCAGAGCUAUACACACCAGAGGCAGAGAGCACAACGUCGUCAGAAACAAGCAGUGACAGCAGCACUGGGCACACUGACUUACCACAACAAGAAUUCUAUGAGGCAGAGCCCCUCCACAGCGCUGCAAUCAGGAACGCCGAAGAUGCAGUUGCCCUAUUCAAUGACCUGCACAGGAGCGAUCCAUACUACAUACACGCGGAAACACAACACCUAAAAGCAGUGACCAAGACGACGAGCCUCCACACCCUAGCCCACUUCAGCUGCUCAAAAAGCCAGGUGGUAGCAGACAAAGCACUCGAGAAACUUCAGGACCUUGUGAGCUCGCGCAUGGGGCACUGUGAUCCUGACAAGAACCUAGAAGAGUUACGGAAAGCCGAGGUUAUCCUCAGGGAGACGAUCAACAAAAAGGGGCAGGCGGUCAUCAUCAAGCGUACUAUGCUUAGGCUGAAGACCUGGGACUUGAUCGUGUACCAGCUCGGCAUCCUGCUGGACAAAGGGGACAUCGACCUAGAAAACAAGUUCUUUUCGGCCAUCAGUGACUUCAGCAAGACAGACUUUAAGUCAUACAUGAACAAAGGGCUCGUGGCCAGCUACACAGUGCAGUUUGCCCAAAGUGCUGUGAAAUACCUGCAGGAUAUCUCCAAACGCAAGGACAGCGGGUUCACGCACGUAGAGAAACUUGCGCAACUGGUGGAGUGCCAGACGGAAGGAACCUACAAGGAGCUACUGAAGUUUCUCCGUGACGUAACGACUGACAAAAAGAAGCACUUCUCGACUGAGAUAUUCCUGCAUAUCCUUAAGAAGAAGGUUAUGCGAGUGGAGGAUGCCAGCACCAUCUUCCUAGACGUGCUGCAGAAGGUACUUGAUGGCAUCCUAAAGACCAAGAAGAUGGAUAAGGUGUGCAGGAGUGGACUACUCAUCGUGGGGACCCAGAUCUUAGUCCACAUCGCCUCUAACCAUACCAACCCAGGCAUCCGUGAACAGGCUGUCAACGGCAGCUACACGAACAACAUGACCGGUCUGCGUCAGCUAUGGGACUACGAAGACAAGAAAUGGCAGGAAGUGGCAUCAGAAGUGUCUGACCUCUGCACCCCUCUGUGUUUCAUGUCGAAAGAUGAGGCUGUCAUUCGCGCAGUUGCCGACCGUUUUUUUACUGAAACGUCUACCAGUCAGAGGCAAAGCUUUGAUCCCGAAGAGGUCCCGUACCAGAACGACCCCAUGCUCAACCAGGCCAAAAUGUUACCAGUAAUGGUGAAAAGCAUCAGGCAUCAUCUGUAUGAGGAUGGCGAGAUUUUGACUGUCGAAGAGUCUCAGACUGCGAGCGGCGGAGCCGCCAUCUCAAUCAAAGGCCGGAUGUCAGACAUGGACGUCUUGAUCAAGGUUACAAGGCACAGCACGCGAGAAGACCUGGUGAGUAAAGAGUCUGAUGGCCUGAGGAAAGAGAUCCGCGUCUUGAGAGGAUUGAAUCAUCCAAACGUGAUCAACGUCUUGGCCGCGCACGAUGGCCCAACCCCGCCAUCCUACCUGAUAACACCGCGGGUGCAGGAGGAGACUCUCAUAGACCACGUCAUCGGCUUGCGGAGGGCUGUCCCUACCGACGUAAUUGUAACGUUGGUCGAUGCCUGCAGACAGAUAUCUGAGGCCGUGAUCUACCUUUCUACCAAAGCAAAAGUCGUGCAUCGAGACAUCAUGGCGGCGAACUGCCUGUGUUCCUCCCCCAACGGCAAGAUGCAUUGUCGCCUGACGAACUUUGAACUAGCCCGAACCAUGAAGAGGUGUGGAAGUGAGGCGAGGCAGGGGACGAAGUACGAGUGUCCGGGAAACCCAGAGGACCCCAUAGCCUACCGCUGGUCAGCGCCGGAGUCUCUCACAAAGGACAUCUUCACAAGUGCCUCCGAGGUGUGGAUGCUGGCUUGCCUUAUCUAUGAGGUCCUAACGCUCGGGGUACAUCCGUUCCCAGAAUGUGAAGAUCCCAGGGGAAUGAAGGACUAUCUAAAUGCUGGUGAGCGGACUGAACAGCCGUCUUGCCUUUCCAAGCUGGACGAAAAAAGCCGCAUCUACCAGUUCCUAUGGAUGUGUUGGAGCGCUGAGCCGGCGGACAGACCAUCUCCGGAGGAUGUGCGGACGUUCUUGGAGAAAACAGCAAGGAGACACUCUAAAGGAGAUUUCUCUCACGUGUUCGUGUCUCCUCCAACGCUAAGGGCUGAAAGUAUCAUGCGACGGUCUUGCAGCAGCAGCCAAGCGUCCAUUGUGGCCACAGAAAACACGUUUGCCAGCAACCAAAGCACUGGCGACGAUGAUUCACUCAGUAUCAGCCAACCCCUGUACUAUGAUCCUGUGGCUGCAGACUUCCCUAAGAGUACUCCGUGCCAACGUCCACGCAAGGAGAGUCAUACUAGCGACAUGGAGUACGAUGAUACAAUCCAACAGUCGCCCGUCCAAAGAGACCCAAACGAUCCACCAAGCAUCAGUCAGCCACUGUACGACACCCCUAGGCCUGUGGCCCCUGGCCUCUCUGUGAGGACCCCGAGUCAAACCCCACGGCUGGCAGGUCCUACUGUCGACACGGACGAUUACGUUGAUACAAUCCAACAGCCCCCCGACCAAAGAGGCCCAAACGAUCCACCAAGCAUCAGUCAGCCACUGUACGACACCCCUAGGCCUGUGGCCCAUGGCCUCUCUGUGAGGACCCCGAGUCAAACCCCACGGCUGGCAGGUCCUACUGUCGACACGGACGAUUACGUUGAUACAAUCCAACAGAUAUCCGGCUAUCAGGAGCUACAGCCUUCGCUAUAUCAGAACCUGGGAACGUCUGGGGAGGGGACCACAGCAAACCCUCCACCAGGACACACUGCAUCAGACCGGCAUUUACGCCAGGGGGCGCGACCCAGGCCCUUUCGCGGAAGAGCCCUUCCAGAGAAUGAGGAACUUGAACCACGUGGUCGGCUGCAGACUGAGCCUACACGGCCUAACCCCAGAGUUCGCGACCCCAGAGUGAUUCAGUCCGAUAUAUUCUAUAUCUAACUAGAAAGGUAUUCUUUGCAAAGGCAUGUUUACCUUCACAUGGUCUAGCCCCCCCAAAACUACUGUUCUGUUUGAAAUCUAUCCAUCACACGGUGUCUGCUUUAGCAGAAAGUGAGCAAAAACAAUAUGUUUCUACGAAGGUAAACAUCACAAUAAACAAGCAGUCUGAUUAGACCCAUAUUUAACAACAUCGAAAAGAAAAUUGUAUAUUACUGGCCACUAGGGAAACUUACACAAUUCAUAGGUCUUAGUUAUUAUGUUAUACAGAGCUGUAUAUGGGCAAAGGAGAUACACUCGACCGAUGUAAAGUAGAACUGUAAACAACACUUGAAUGAAAAGCCAUUGUACGUAUGUUAAGAAUUGGUUAGGCUAGUGUGAUCAAGUGUAUCUAUAUCUGUAUCUACAUAACCUAGCUACUGCUGCAAAAGUACCUGUAAUAUACAGUAACUACUGGUACAAUUAUCUAAACAGAACAUAUACGGGUGUCGGUAUAUUUGUAGUACCAACAUGUUCGAGUCUGAUAUUUCGGACUAUUGUGUAUGAUAAUAUUUAUCCAUAAACUACUGUUGUUAACUUGUUGGGAUGAUAAUGGUUUGAUAAACAGUAUGUAACAAGUAUACUUAAAUAUACUGUAUAAGGCUAUGAUAAUCUAAAGUGCAGAGCAAAGCUUACUCACAAAACAUACUUCAUCAACCUGUAUCAUUACUUCUGUCUAUGUUGAUUUACU